This is a messenger RNA of Arabidopsis thaliana (thale cress), 489 nucleotides long. Its product is annotated as F-box associated ubiquitination effector family protein. The coding region runs from base 1 to 489 and encodes 162 amino acids. The record is from RefSeq and is marked reviewed. The transcript has 2 exons. NCBI's taxonomy places the organism in Eukaryota, Viridiplantae, Streptophyta, Magnoliopsida, Brassicales, Brassicaceae.
AUGAAAGGCAAUAAUGAUAACAAUGUGUUCUAUGUUGGACACGAUCCUGUUCAUGAUGAAUACAAAGUGCUUAGCAUGGUUAGGGAGGUGAGCAAUGAAGAAGAAAGAGUAGAAAAUCUCAUGAACUACAACGGAAAUGUAUCUAUCUUUCAAUCUUUGAAUUUCUUUAGAGAUCGUAUUGUGGAUGUUUGGGUUCUUGAAGAGGGCGGCAGGAGUCAAUGGUCGGACAAAAAGGCUUUUGUCUUGCCUGAUUUUCAGAUGAACUUCCAGCAUGGAGAUCGGUUAUGGAUGGGUGGCACUAGUCGCAGUGGUGAGGUUUGGUUUUCAAAGGCAAGUCUCUUGCUGAAUCAACCUUCACGCUUUUUCAUUUAUGAUUUAGAGAGGAAUGAGAUGACUCAAAGGAUUGUUACAGGGCCAUUAGUUGAUGUCGUCUUUAAGAAAAUUUGUUGGUUGAUGUCAGUUUUCUCGGAUGAUAUUUCUCCACCUUAA